Vespa mandarinia (Asian giant hornet) is the source of this 2107-nucleotide messenger RNA. RefSeq lists its product as uncharacterized. The record is from RefSeq and is a predicted model, not a curated record. NCBI's taxonomy places the organism in Eukaryota, Metazoa, Arthropoda, Insecta, Hymenoptera, Vespidae. Gene Ontology annotation, molecular function: nucleic acid binding; zinc ion binding.
UAAAAUAUAUAGAUCCUAAAAAAAUCCUAAUUAUCAAUGAAGUAACAGGGAAACCCACAGUUCUUUUAAUAUCUACGAAGAGGAACUGUACGUUAAAGUUUAUAAAUGAUGUCGUUUGAUUAAUCGAAAAAUAUUUAGUAAUAUAGAAAGUGUUUAUAAUUGACGUACGAUCAUUGAGAAUAUUAAUCCAUAUAUUGAGAACAAUAAAAUCAUCAAAUUUUGGAUGAAAUAUAUUUUUUUAUAUAAAGGACAAUUUAUUACAAUAAAAUAUGGGUAAUUCACAACCUAACCAAUACAAUGUACCAGAAACUGCACACAAACAGAAUAAAGUAAACGAAACAAGUAAGAAACCCGAAGACAAUACUAACUUAAGUACAAAGAAUGAGGGAACUACGCAUAAAAAUCAGAGUAAUAGACCAGUAGAAACGAAGAAAAAAGAUAAUUAUAAAGUAGAAGAUUUAAGAUAUUCAAAUCUACAUAAUAAUACAAAUCCAAAUAAUCCAUAUCCAUAUAAUACACAUCCAUAUAGUAUACGUCCAAAUAGUACGCAUCCAAAUGGUACGCAUCCAAAUAGUACGCAUCCAAAUAGUACGCAUCCAAAUAGUACGCAUCCAAAUAGUACGCAUUCAUGUAGUACACAUCCAAAUAGUACACAUCCAAAUGGUACAUAUCUAAAUAAUACAUAUUUAAAAAAUGUACAUCCAAAUAAUACAAAUACAAAUAAUAUAUAUCCAAAGCUACAAAGGACAUAUUCAGAUGAUACCAAACCGUCUUGUCCCACUAAGGAAGAAUUAUAUGAUAAUAAAUCUAUACAACAAACACAGAAUGUAUCGACUGAGAAAAAGGAUAACAUAAAGUCUAUGAUUAAACCUCCACCAAAUUUAGUAGACAUAAAAAAUUUCAUGACAUCUUGGACCAUAUGGAAAGAACAGUUAAUGAUAUUUUUGAACCUAAUGGACGAGAACAAGGAAAAAUAUCAUCUGUGGGGAAAUUUUCUUUUGAAUUUCAUGGGUGUAGUCAGCCAGGAAAUUCUUGAUAAGUUAAUAUUUUAUCCAAAUGAAAAUAAAAAUAAUUUCUCAGUAUUAAUUAAUAAGUUUGAUGCAUAUUAUAAGUUCAAUACAACUACUAAAUCUGAGAAUGAGAGCAUCAUGGAUUAUGUGGAAAAAUUGAAGAUCGGUGCUGUUAAAAAUAUAAAAAAUGUUGAUUAUGUAUUAAAAGAGAAAUUGGCAAGCGAUAUAGAAAAGCAUUGCAAAGAACGAUUCAUUGCAUUAGCUAGUUGUAAAUUGUCAGAUUUCAAUUUUGACAAAACAUUUAAAGUUUUAACAUUAGCAGAAAUUGCUUUUUUAUGGAAUUUGUGCAUUCAAUCAAAUUGUGAAAACAACAAAAAUUGCAAUUACUGCGGUAAGUCCCAUUUAGAGGGACAAUGUUUAGCGAAAGGUAAAGAAUGCAACAAGUGCAAAAGAAGAAAUCACUUUGCAAAAUGUUGUCCUGGCCUGAUGUAUAUUAAUAAUUGUGGUUUUUGCGGAGGCGAUCAUGGAUUUAAGCGAUGUCCUGCUUUUGGAGAAACAUGCACUAAAUGCGCCAAGCAGAAUCAUUUUUCGUGGAUGUGCUCUAAAGCGAUGUUAGUAAAAAAUUGUCGGUUUUGUGGCCUGAAUCAUAUGAUGGAUAGAAACAAAUGUCCAGCAAAGAAUAGUACAUGCUGCAUUUGCAAAACUGUUGGUCAUUAUGAAGUAAAAUGCCGCAGUAACAAGACAAAUAAUGACGUAAAAUAAUAAGAAAUUAAGUAUUAAGAUAAAAGAUUUGAUUAUUCCUUUUUAAUCAACAUAUAUUUUAUUUUACUACACAACUAUUAUAAGCUUUUAACUACGACUAUAUAGGUUAUAUAAGUUUUGGGACUAUGUCAAAUGUAUUACUUAUAAAUGUAAACUCGUUAUAUACCUUGUUAUAUGCUGUAUUAAAUAAAGUUUGGUAAAAAAAAAAAAAAAAAAAAAAAAAUAAACAGAUUGACAACUUUCCUUCGAACGAAUGAACACAUUUUUAAUUUGGAUAAAUUUUCUUAACAAAAGAAUAUCGUAUUUGACUUCACACCGUUCGUAUAUAAUAAUAU